AAAACGCGACGCCAUGGCUUGCGUUGCUACUUCAACGGCGCUCCAUCAAUCGAAGUUCCAAGUCCUCCUACCACCAUCAGUCUUUGCAUCCCCUUCCCACCUCUCCUGCUGGCAGACCUUGCCCAGCACCGGUCUCUUGAGCAACGAUGGGUCUCCUGCUAGCACCCUACAACAAUGCUAUGCGACUUGGACAAGGGUUCAAUUCGUAUACGCACGAGAUUUGCAUCGAUGACGCCGUGACCACCAGUCCUCUACAGUCCGAGAAUGUCCUGACUAACGAUGGCACGACGAUGCGUCUUGCGGCGAUGGUCCUCGGCAGAUCCAGCGCUUGGACGAAACAGGAUCAGAUUCUGCUAGAUGUCAGUCGUCUCGCCUCAGCUCAGCAAGAACGUCUUGACAAGGAAAGAACUCCGCAUGUGGAAGCUGUUGAUGCUGCGAAGCCGACUGAGAGCAAAUCAAACGAAGAGGCAGCAGAAGUCCUUGCCGACUUGGACGGCGUUCCAGCUGCACCAGUUGAGCCAGAGCUAACUGCGACGGCUACCACAGAGUCUGCGUCGGAUGAGCCCCUUGCAGCUCCCGAAGCUGCGCAAGCUGCAGCAGAGCUUGAUGCCCCUCCUCCCACCGUGGAAGACACCACCUCUGAUGAAGUUCGAGCUGCACCAGCAGGGGACGCAACAGAUUCCGCGGCAGAGCCACUUGCCGAUGCUGCCCCUGGCGGUAGCCCUGACGGUCUGGGAAGCGAAUCCUUUGACGCAAUCCACAAGUCAGAAGCCGGCGACGCAGCGCCAUCCACCGCAGAAGGCACAGCCUUGAUUGAGCCAUCCCAUGCAGCUGGUGCUAAGCUAGGAAGCACUGCUGAAGAGAAGGCAGCAGAAGCUGCGCCCACCGCGGUAGGCGCGGAAGGCGAGGAUGUCAAGCCAGACACCACCUCAAAGAAGGUCGGAACGGGAGCGGCUGAGGUUGGCGAGCUGUCACCAGGCGGCGUCGGUACUACUACAGCAGCCACGACUGGAGACAAGACAAGCGCCGCAGCAGCCGCGAAGAAGGGCGCAGCGCCACCAGCAGAAGACCCAGUAGCCAAAGCGAAGCGCGAAGCGGCGCAGCAAGCUGCUCUCAAGAAACAAAUUGCUGCGGACCAAGAUAAAGCAAUCAGGCGCAAGGAACGCGACCCUGCCAUGGCCGAUGCAGCCGACAAAUUCAAGAACACGCUUGACCUCAAAGCAAUGAUUGAAGCUCACAAAAAGCUCAUUUUGGAAGCUGAGAAGUCACGAGAAAAGAUGAACACGGCGCUUUUGAACAAGGGCAGGAAGACUAUGAUCUUCGACAUUAAGAGCUCCAGAGGCGUGAGCCAGACCGUCAUCUACCGGGCCGAAUUCAUCGACAAGCUCAGCGAGAUCACCAAUGAUCUCGGUAUCAGCGCCGCACUUUCAAUCCAGAAAGGCUCCAUCGGCGGCUCCGGGAAGGGAUCCUUCAUCGACACGGACAAAUUCAAAUCGUCUGACCUCAACUUUUACAUCAGCGUCAAGGUAGUCAAUCAGUCUAUCAACUUUCGCGAUUGCCUUGAGUACAACCCAUGCGGCGAUGGCAUCGAUGAGAGCAACUUUCGCAAGGUGUUCGGCGACUCAUUCAUCAGUGGAUUUCUCGAGGGCGGUGAGCUGACCGCUUUGGUCACUAUGAAGGUUUUGAACACAAGCAAAGCGAGAGAUAUCAGCGUUGAAGGUGCCAUCACCGUUGGAACUUCCAGCUUCGACGUCUCCGGCCAAGUAGCUUACAAGAGUGCUAAAGCCAACCUCGAGCUCAACACCGAGACCACCAUCCAGGUCAACUGGCUUGGUGGAGGUGUCAUCAAGCCUCCCAACGAGCCUUGGACCGUCGAGUCCCUUACUCGUGCUGCGGCGCGCUUCCCAGAUCACGUAGCUGAGACGCCUCAACGGACCUACGCUAUCCUCACUAAGUACGAGUCAUUGCGAAGUUUCCAAGCUCUGAAGCCGCCCAAACUCAUCCCGGUAGCCUACGAAAAUGCGGCAUUGUACACAAACGAGCUGCUGGAUGUCUUUAUGAGCUACAAGGCCCUCUACAGUCGACUGUCUGUACAGAUUGCCGAGAUUCAAAAUAACACCUCGAAAUUCAGGAAGGCAGAGCUCGCUGGACAGCAGAAAGACUUAGAUGAUGGGAUCAAGAAGCUGCGCGAGCAGGCUAAAAAUGGCAUUCAAGGUGCUAAGCUGAUUCUUGACGGCACAGGAAAUUGGAGUACUCUGUCACCGCUUCACAAGAAGCAGCGCAUCGGCCUCUUUCCCCCUACUCUUGAUGGGCUGGACGCUGCUCGUCAAGCCGUCCGUCUUCAAAUGAACUUCGUCAUCAAUCGCGUUGAAGAUGUUACAAAGAGGCCCGAUCACGUGCUGUCGCAACCGGCAGAGGAGUUCUUAUCGCCUUUCGCCUUUGAAACCCUUUUGCCUGCUCUGGAGCCAGCUCAGCGCUCCACCAAACGCACUUCACCCCUCACCGGAGAGAGAAUGUAUGUCAGCUCGCAAGAAGCCGAGAAGCAGCAAAGCGACAGUAAGAAGACGUCUCAGGAUGUGAACGGUUCUUACGGAGAUUUGUCAGAAUGCUCUAAGCUGUGCUUCAUCAAGCAGCCGACGAAAGGCGAGACGCUUGACUACCAGCUGCAACUCUUCAAAGACGAAGUCAAGGGUCUAGAGACAUUCCUUGCCGCGCGCGGAGAUGGUAUCGAGGAGAGCAUUCGCCUAACUCCACUCAUCGGAAAUCAGGAGACCGUUCCUGCGCCAGGUUCCUUGUUUAGCAGCUUGGAUUUCGUCAAGCCUGGAUUCUUGCUUAAGUCUUUGACCGUAAAGAUGAACGAAGGCGUCGUCUGCGGUCUCAUUUGCAAAUACACAAAUGGGCUUUCUUGGAGGCGAGGCAAGACCGACGUGCCUAACGUGCAAGGCGCAACGACUUCCAUUUCCCUCAAGCCAGAUGAGCGCAUCACGUCCAUCGUUCUGGUGUCCGGCACAGAGGCGAUUGAUCGAGGAAUCGACUCGAUCUUGUCCCUCAAAUGGUGUACGAAUCACGGUCACUCUGGCGUUGCGGAGAGCGCGGAGACCAGAAGAGCGGGCUUUGGUCGAAGGAUCAUCAACGGCAGACCCUUUCACAAGAUUCGAACAAUCACCUUUGACUCUCCUCUAGAGCGCGGAUACGUUGUCGGCUUCUGGGGACGCAGUGAGCAGACCGAAGAUGACGCUGCCCUGUGGCGUCUCGGCAUGGUCUGGGCGAAUCAAAAUCCAAGCGAUGCUAAGAAAGAUCCAGCACGGGAUCAGAAGCAAGCUCUGGCACGUGCCAUCGACGAAAAGAACGAGACGCGUCUCGAAGACGCACUGGCAGUGAAGAGAGCUUGGGAUGACGACAAGCGCAAAUCGAAGGUUGAGUCUGACGCAGCAGAGAAGAAAAUCUUAGCCCUUAACAGGGAACUUGCUCAAGCCAAAAAAGACGCUGCCACUGCUGCGCGCGAAGCUCUCGACCGCGAAGCCAAGGCUGCAGAGGCCGCCGCGGCUGCGCGAACGACCGACCAGACAGAAGCAGACAGAAAACUCAAGGAAGAGGUUGAGCACAAGCGUGCAGAGCUUCAAAAACGCAUCGACGAGCUUGAAAGCGUGAAAACGCAGCUCGAAAAUGACAAGACGGAUCUCGGAAAACAGCGCGAAGCUGCUGUAGAGCGUGGCAACAACGAUGUUCGCACGAAGGUGGAAGAGAAGAGGGUUGAGCUGCAAAGACAGAUUGACAACCUUACAUCUGAAAAGAACUCUGCAGAGCAAUCAUCGAGGAGCGCUUCUCAGAGGAACCGAGAGCUCAAUGAUCAGACUGAAUUACUCAGAAUGAUGAGAUAUGGAGCAAAUUGUUGGCUGGUCAUCGGCCCAUGCUGGGUUUUCGACUGGCACGUGGGUAUCAACAGACUCACAAUCCACUCUGUUCAUAGAGGGGCCAACCAACGCUGGCUUCUGCAGCCCGUCAGUGAUGACGCUUACUGGAUCAGGAGCUAUGAAAAUUGGAAUGGCAGGGUGUGGUACCUUGCUACGGAAGGCAGCGACAAUUAUCGCGGCGAGUGCGCUCUAGCUUUGCGAGAAAAUAACGGAGACGAAUGGAUCUGCCGCAAAUCACCUCACAAGACUAACGCUGUCGAAUUUGUGCUCAAGCGAGACCAAAGAUACACAAUCAGGUGGCCUUCCAACAGCCGCGAAGAGAGCGCCCAGGUCUACGCGUACAGUGGCAGCGACAAAUGCGAGAGAGACGGUGUUGAGGUACAUUACCCAUUCUAGGCAGCUCUCCUGCCGCAAAGCUGUUCUUCCGCACCGUGGCUCAUUUUGAAAGCAAAUGCUCGUUCGCUGGUGCCUCUUGCGUGAAUCGUCAAUGUCGGACCAAGACCUGCCACGACGAACCGCGC
Messenger RNA from Ceraceosorus guamensis, 4435 nucleotides. RefSeq lists its product as hypothetical. The transcript is spliced from 8 exons. Lineage: Eukaryota; Fungi; Basidiomycota; Exobasidiomycetes; Ceraceosorales; Ceraceosoraceae. The record is from RefSeq and is a predicted model, not a curated record. The coding region runs from base 147 to 4310 and encodes 1387 amino acids.